Molecule: messenger RNA, 3262 nt
Organism: Equus caballus (horse)
Lineage: Eukaryota; Metazoa; Chordata; Mammalia; Perissodactyla; Equidae
Gene: CDCP2
Product: CUB domain containing protein 2
Source: RefSeq, a predicted model, not a curated record
GGACCUCCUGACAAAAGGAUGGCCCAGAGGCAACAUGUGGUCUGGCAAUGCACAUCUGAAUUCCUCCGAGGUAAACAGAAAUCGUACUUGCUCCUAUGCGGUGAGCUGGGCACUGGCUGAGAUCUCCCUGUGUUAUCUCAUCUAAUCCUCAGGGCAAACAGCAGGCUACCUCCUUGCUCCUGGUUCACAGUUGAGGCGGCUGGGCCUCAGAGAGGCUAGGUGACUUUCCUAGGCUCCCACAGCCCGGCAGUGCGUGGUGGAGCCAGGAUUCAGACCUCGUCUGUCAAAGCAGCGCCCAGGCUCCUCAGUGGGAGGCAGGAGGGUGCCACGUUCCCCUCAGAUGCCCUGCGCUUGGUGCAGGCUCUGCACAGAGCGGGUGCAGGCUCUGCGCAGGGAGGGCACCUGGGAAGGAGCGUUGGGCUGAAGUGAAUCACACAGACUCCCCAAGGAAACAGAAGGAUCCUGUUUCCUGUUGGACCAGAGCCCUUGAGGGCAUCUCUGCAGCCCCAGCUCCUGGCACAGCGCCUGGCAUGUAGUGAUGUGCAAGCAAGUUUGUGGGUCAAUAAAGGAGUGAACAUUUAAUGUUCUGGCAGAAUUUACACUGUGGCCUGGAUCCACGAUUGCAUUAGGACUCGCACGAUACGAUUUUCCUGUUCUGUUCUUCCUGCUGCACGCUUCCAUGGAGAAGCUUUUCCCUCAUCACAGCCUCCUUCUCUCUCCCUCUGAGCUAGUCGAAGCAUGGCUGAAGGACGCUUGUCCCCUUGUCCCACUAAUUAGAGGCUUCUUUCAGCGCCCCUGGGUGGGGGGGAUGGGAAAACCUGCAGCGACAUCCACCAUGUGCUUUAGCAUGUGUUGUCAUGUCCAGUUUCCCACUGAAUGGCCCUACUGGACAGAGGAGUCAGACUGAGACCCCAGAGGAGCUAGAUAACUCGUUCAGGGUCACCUAGCAAGUUAGAGGCUGACCUGGGAUGGACCCCAGAUCUGCCCAGCCCAAAACUCACGCCCUUUCUCCACCAUCAAAUUCCCUUCCAGCCCCAAGUUGCUUCCCUCCCAGAUACCGUGUGGCUGGUGCAGAUCUCAGAACGUGUAAACCUGGGGACACUAGAUCCGUCACCUUAGAGUGGAGUGAAGGAAGCACCUGGGCAUCAGCUUACUAAUUCGAGGGCCUCAUGAAUUAUUCACGCCACCAUUAACACAGGGGCCCUUUCAGCCUCUCUUCUCUUUCCCUGCUCCGACCCUCAGAUCCUGGCCUGCCCCGAGCUGCAGACCUGUGGGGGCCCCGGUGAGGACAUGCUGGCAGAGCUGGGGUCCUAUCUGCUGCUGGCAGUGGCACUGCUGGGCCCAGGCCCCAGGGCCCAGGCCAUGAAAGGUGUCAAAUGUGGGGGUGUGCUCUCUGCUCCUUCUGGGAACUUCUCCAGCCCCAACUUCCCCAGGCUCUACCCCUACAACACGGAGUGCAGCUGGCUGAUUGUGGUGGCUGAGGGCUCCUCUGUGCUGCUCACCUUCCACACCUUCGACCUGGAGUACCACGACACCUGUGACUUUGACUUCUUGGAGAUCUACAAUGGGGCGUCGGGAGACAAGGGCAACCUGCUGGGGAGGUUCUGCGGCCAGGUGCCCCCACCGCCCUUCACCUCCUCCUGGCACGUCAUGUCUGUCAUCUUCCACUCUGACAAGCACGUGGCCAGCCGUGGCUUUUCUGCAGCCUACCAGAAAGAUGUGUGUGGCGGUGUCCUGACGGGCCUGUCCGGAGUCCUCACCAGCCCCGAGUACCCCAACAACUACCCCAACAACGUGGAGUGCCGCUGGGUGAUCCGGGCCGCUGGCCCCGCCUCCAUCAAGUUGGUGUUCGUGGACUUCCAGGUGGAAGGCAAUGAGGACUGCACCUACGACUAUGUGGCCGUGCUGGGGCAGCCCGGCCCCGCCCGCGGGCACCACUACUGUGGCAGUGCCCGGCCCCCCACCCUUGUGUCACUGGGCCGCGAGCUGCAGGUGGUCUUCAAGUCGGACUUCAACAUCGCAGGUCGGGGCUUCAAGGCCUACUACUUCUCAGGAGAAUGCCAAGAAGUGUACACGGCCGUGCGGGGCAACUUCUCCAGCCCCCAGUACCCUCGCUCCUAUCCCAACAACAUCCGGUGCCACUGGACCAUCCGCCUGCCCCCUGGCUACCAGGUCAAGGUGUUCUUCCUGGACCUGGAACUGGAGGGGCCCAACAGCCUGACCAGGACCUGUGACUUUGACCAUCUGAUGGCCUUCGAUGGGGCCAGCGAGGAAGCGCCCAUGCUGGGGAAUUGGUGUGGCCACCACCUGCCACCACCCGUCACCUCGAGCCGCAACCAGCUCCUGCUUCUGCUGCACACGGACCGCAGCGCCACCCACAGGGGCUUCUCUGUGGCCUACAUAGGAGUGGUGCCCAUGAAUGUGAGCUGCUCCCGCACGGACUUCCAGAUCCUGAUCUCCGCGCAGGCGCUGGCCCCGCUGGAGCGGACCAAGGUCUACCUGGGCAGCAGGAGCUGUGCUGCCCAGGAAGUCGGCAGCACCUUCCGCAUCCAGGCCCGCUUCGACACCUGUGGCACCGAGUCUCAGAGAAGAAACAACACUUCUGUGAUCGUCAGCGUGCUGUACAUCGACUUCUCGGCCGGCGGACGGGAGGACAUCCACCAGUACGAGGUCCGCUGUGAGCCACGGCGCAAGGAGGCUUCUGUCCACCUGCUGUCCGGCUCCGACUGGCUUGGGCCCUACGCUGCCACGGCUGAGCACCUUCAAGAAGCACCACCCAGGGAUGAGGUGGAGGCGCUGGAGGGCCCUGUGGCCAUGGUGGCCCAGGACACCAGUGACAUCGUCUUCCUGGGCCUUUGCAUCCUGGCUGGAGUCCUCAUGGUUAUUGCCAUCGUGGUCCUGAUGCUGCUGUGAGCAGGUAGGGUAGGGACUUGGCAUCUGGCAUCCCCGGGAGGCAGCUUGGGGACCCCACGACAGGGGUGGGACCAGGCCUCAUUGACUUGUUGGUGACCAUGGGCAAGUCACUGUCCCUCUUUGAGCCUCCGUUUCCUGGGGACGAUCACUGUGCCCUGCCUGUCUCACAGAGCUGGUGUGAGGCUCAGAGAGGGGCAUGGAUGCAUAAGAGCUUUGUACCUUACAGCAUGCCAUUAUGUGUGUGUGAUUUUUGUUAUUAAUUUUAAAGAUAUAAAAGAAUUCCCCUGUGUGUGUUACUUGUCAUUGUGGAUAGUUGUGGUCACUGGUGACAGAUUUGAUAAAGCCGACU